AAAUAAUAAAGGUAAAACGAUUUGCUUUCUUUUUUUUUGGUGGCUGAAAAAAAACAAAUGGCGAUGAUGCUUCUGCAAAUCCCUCCUUCGUCUUCCUUGUUGAACACCACAAACCUUCAAAUCCGAUUCUUCAACUCUUCAAUUCCAUCUUCCUCGAAGAAAUUCAGAUGCAGAGCCGUCCGUGAGAAAGCGGAGGAGAUUGAGAAGAACACUUCGUCGCCGUCUCCUCCUCCUCCUCCUCCUUCUGCUGAAGAAGUUACCAAGAAAUAUGGCCUCGAAGUUGGUCUAUGGAAGAUAUUGAGCUCUAAGGAUGAUGAAGGAAGUGAUGGAGAGGAUAAGAAGAAGAAAUCAAAGACAGAUGAGGCUAAAGAAUUGCUUGCUAAGUAUGGUGGUGCUUAUCUCGCUACGUCAAUAACACUUUCUCUCAUUUCCUUUUCACUUUGUUAUGUCCUCGUUACUUCAGGUGUUGAUGUUCAAGCUCUUCUUCUAAAGGUUGGGAUUUCGACGAAUGAGACUGGAGAGAAAGUAGGGGCUUUUGCUUUGGCUUACGCAGCGCAUAAAGCUGCAUCUCCGAUUAGGUUUCCGCCUACGGUGGCGUUGACUCCUAUUGUAGCCAGUUGGAUUGGGAAGAAAGUGGACAAGGAGAAGGAUGAAUAGUAGCUUAUUUCGGAGGUAUUAUAAUGUAGAUGUUCUAUAUACUACUUGAUAAUCAACAUACAGAAUCCUAUACAAUCCUCACUUAUCUAUCUUGUAUGUAAAAAGAUUGAAGCAUAUCUGAGAAUAUGAUGAUGAGUUAGAAAGAUACAAAAUCCAAGUUGUGAGAUAGUUUUAGACUUGUCUAUCUAAGAUCUGGUUGCUUGGAAAUUACGACUUUACUGUUCA
This is a messenger RNA of Arabidopsis lyrata subsp. lyrata, 882 nucleotides long. RefSeq lists its product as uncharacterized. NCBI's taxonomy places the organism in Eukaryota, Viridiplantae, Streptophyta, Magnoliopsida, Brassicales, Brassicaceae. The record is from RefSeq and is a predicted model, not a curated record. Gene Ontology annotation, cellular component: mitochondrion. The coding region runs from base 58 to 657 and encodes 199 amino acids. The transcript has 3 exons.